AAACGCCCAACGUUUAUGUUUAGACGACUUUUAAAUAAAGUUGUGAAAUUGACGAGUAAGUCAGCUCCUACAAACAUGGCGGCCGACCAGACUGGCGACGUAGUUCCUUCUUCUCUGUCAGCUAAAGUAGUUGGGUCGUUUGCUUACUUGACUGUGAGAGACCGAUUGCCCACCAUCCUCACAAAAGUCAUAGACACAAUCCAUCGCAACAAAAACAAGUUUUUUGAAGAAUAUGGGCAGGAAGGAAUCCAAGCAGAGAAGCAAACAAUUUCUCUGCUGUCCAAGCUGAGGAACGAGCUGCAAACAGACAAACCCAUUCUCGCCCUGACGGACGACCUGGAGGACACGGAUUCUUGGAACCGGUACCUGCAGAGACAACAGGGGCAGUGUGGAGGCCAGGAGGCGGUCAGCUGGUUCAAGUCGCCGUGGCUAUAUGUGGAGUGCUACAUGUACCGCCGGAUACGGGAGGCCCUCUGGCUCAACCCUCCCAUCAGUGGCUACGACGUCUUCAGUGAGGGGAAAACUCGGAGCUUCUUUGAAUCUCAGCAGGCUAUCAUUGCUUUAUGCACUUACUUCGAGGCCUUCGACAACAAAACGGGAGACAUCUCAAAAAAUCAACUGAGGGAGUAUUUCAACAAACUGCUCCAGGUUUGCCUUUGGGGGAACAAAUGUGAUCUGUCGAUCUCUGCCGGCGUGGACAAUUCGCAGAAGAUCAGUCCCAUCGACUCUCUACUCGCCCUGCAGAAGUUCAUCUUGGUGGACGACUCUGACGCCGUGUGGUCGACGCUCAUUUCAGCCCGGCAACAGAGACAGUCGGGGAAAAGGAGCUCCUGCCGAGUGGACUUUGUUCUGGAUAACGCCGGCUUUGAGUUGGUCACCGAUUUGGUCCUGGCCGAUUUCCUGGUGUCCUCCGGUCUGGCCGGGGAGGUCCGCUUCCACGGCAAAUCCUUCCCGUGGUUCGUCUCUGACGUGACGGCUGAGGAUUUUCAUUGGACCAUCCGUCAGACCAUGGCGGCCAAUCACAGGUGGAUGUCCCAGAGAGGGCUGCGGUGGCAGCAAUACGUGAAGGAGGGCGUGUGGUCUUAUCAUGACCAUCCCUUCUGGACGCAGCCCAACGAGUUUUGCGACAUGGCGGCCGACGCCCCGGAUCUGUACGCCGCUCUGCAGGUGGCGGACUUGUUGCUGUUCAAAGGCGAUCUCAAUUACAGGAAGCUGGCAGGAGAUCGCGACUGGGACCACACGGUGGACUUUGACACUGCACUGAGGGGAUUUGGACCGGGACCGCUGUGCAGUUUGAGGACUCUUAAGGCGAACAUUCAAGUGGGUCUGCAGCCGGGCCAGGGGAGCAAGCUGACCUCUCAAGACCCACACUGGAUGACCUGUGGAAAGUAUGCCGUGAUUCAGUUCUACAGUCCCAACUCGGAUCGGCGAGACUGACCUCACAAUCAACGAUCAACUCACGCCUUCAAAGCGAUAACAUGAUGAUGUCUUUGUCACUUUACUGUUUCAUUGAGAAAGCACUGAACAAAUUGUACAUUUUCAUCUCUCUCAGGAAGUUAUUAUACUUCAAGGAGACGUUUAAAAAAAAAAAAUCAGUCAGGCAUGUGUGAAAAUGCCAAUACAAAAAUGGAAAGAACAAAUGAACCAAGUCAUGAAACUAUCAAAUGUGUGCUAUGUCUUCAUGUUUACAGGUGAUCAAGUUAACAAAAGUCAGCUUCAGGUUGUUCGAUUCUACUUAACUGAAGGAGAAUGUUUCCAUUAGAUUGUUCCUAAAAUGUACAAAUAUUGUGGGGGUUGGGGGGGGGGGGGUCGUGGACUUAAAACAACAUGCAGUAAAGGCAGCCAACAGUGCACGCAACAAACCGGCGACUCUGACUGAUCAAAAUGCAUGUCUGCACUUCAAGACCUUAUUGUCACUGGAUUCCUGGCGAGAUCUUAUCCUUCUAAUGACCGACUUUUCAUCAAAUAAAAGAGCUGCGGCGACUUGA
Molecule: messenger RNA, 1988 nt
Organism: Hippocampus zosterae (dwarf seahorse)
Lineage: Eukaryota; Metazoa; Chordata; Actinopteri; Syngnathiformes; Syngnathidae
Gene: dcph1
Product: acidic residue methyltransferase 1
Exons: 5
Coding region: 16-1437 (473 amino acids)
Biological process (GO): DNA damage response
Cellular component (GO): cytoplasm; nucleus
Molecular function (GO): phosphatase activity
Source: RefSeq, a predicted model, not a curated record